Molecule: messenger RNA, 4574 nt
Organism: Chanos chanos (milkfish)
Lineage: Eukaryota; Metazoa; Chordata; Actinopteri; Gonorynchiformes; Chanidae
Gene: plxnc1
Product: plexin C1
Exons: 31
Coding region: 1-4452 (1483 amino acids)
Biological process (GO): positive regulation of axonogenesis; regulation of GTPase activity; semaphorin-plexin signaling pathway
Cellular component (GO): semaphorin receptor complex; plasma membrane
Molecular function (GO): protein binding; semaphorin receptor activity
Source: RefSeq, a predicted model, not a curated record
AUGAGGGGAUCACUACUCGGAAUUCUUCUUUUCUUUAAAUACUCCAUAUGUGCGGACGAACUGAACUUUGAGGGGGACAUUAGAGACUUUGCGGUGGGCAAUAAUAAAGUUUAUGUUCUCACCGACGAUCGACUGCAUCAGAUGCGACACAACUUAACCAUUGAGACAGAAAGGUACAUCUCUAAUGCAACGCAUUCCAACAGAGUGAAUAUUUUAGUCUACUUUGGAAGCAACAAGACACUGAUUACCUGUGGAACAUUAAAUUGUGGGUAUUGCGAGGUUCUUGAUGAAAAUGACAUCACCAAAAGUUUACACCGUGAAUCAAUAUUAGUUGGGCCUUGGAGAAAGGCAUCAUCCGUUGCCUUCAUUGUUGACAUCAAAUCCCAGAAAUACCUUUUGGUGGGUAAAGAAAACGAAGAAAGCCCCUGUGGCACCAGUAAUUUUGUGUCAUUGUGGAACACUCAAGAUGAGCAAUACGGUGGCAUUUUCUCCAAGUCUAACACUCGUGAUACUCCGACACCACCUUAUAUUCAUUCCGAAAAGAAAGUCCAGUUAGUAGACGGGUUCCAAUUGAAUUUAAGUUCAUACCUGUUUUUGAACGUAAUGACAGAAAAUGGAUCUGCAAGUCUUAAGGUGCAACUCUUACGGACUGAAAACAAGGGCACAAAGGCAGACACGUUGAAAUCUCUCAGAGGUGCGACUCUGAAAUGUUGCGAAGACAAGCAGCGUCGAAGACUCCUGUCGUCCACAGUCAUCAAGGAUACUGAAGAAGUCCUCUGGGCAGGUGUCUUCAGUGCGGAGAACGCGCGGGAUACAGCGAACAAUGCUUUGGCAAUUUACGACAUCAGCCAAGAACUCUCAGAGGUUCAUGAUUUUUGCGACCUCAAGGAAAACGCCCCUGCAGAAUGCAAGCCAGUGGGAAGAGCAGGACAGGAUGAAAAAAUCCUGACCCCGAAGACAGUGGUGUUUAGGUACAGGUCCAUUUUAUCAGUGGCUGCGGAGAAAAAUGAGCCGUGGGUUGCACUCUUCAUUGGGACAGAAGAAGGACAAUUGAUUAAGCUUGUGCUGGAUAAGGACCUCAAUCCAACUUGUCCAAUGGUGCUUUACAAAUCUGACAAUGGUUAUAGGUUUUUUCCCAGAAUGCUGUUUGAUCCAGUGGAUCGCAGUCACAUCUACAUAGCUCUGAAAAACCAGAUGAGAAGGGUGUCAGUGGCUCAGUGUGGUGAAUACAACACUAUGGGGGAAUGCAGGUCUGCUCCAGAUCCCCUUUGUGGCUGGUGUGUGUCCAAAAGCAGAUGCUCCAUUUGGCAAGAAUGUCAUGGGUCCAUCUGGGUGAACAUUCCUGGAGAUGUCAUCAAGAAAGAGCUGAAUAUUUCACAGGUGUCAAAGAAUAAAGCUCUGGUAAUUGUGAAAGGCCAAGGUCGUCCUGCAUAUUCAUGUUUCUUCAAAACAGAAAGUGGAGAUCUGUGUGAGACAUCCAGUCAAACCAGUGUCUCUGUCGACUGCUCCUGCACCUUCUCAAGCCAUCUGGUCUCUGCUGAGGGUCUUAGAGUCACAGCAGCAGUAACUGUUGAGAAGCAGACCAUCACAGAGGAAGUGACGCUGAAGAACUGCUCCAGUAUUUCUGAAGGAUCUGCUUACACUCAGUGUGUAGCAUGUGUGUCAGCGGGCUGUGUCUGGUCUGGUCAGCGCUGUGCCUGGCCAUCUGGAUCUGCAAUCCAAACACAGGACGUGUGCAGAAGCUCAGAGUUGAAGUAUGAGGAGCCAGAGAUUCUAUCUGUGGAACCAAAUGUGAUUUCUUUCCAUGGUCGGAACAACGUGCGUCUAAGGGGAAAGAACCUGAAUUCUGUCACUAAGGUCAGAGUUCAGUGGGACUUGGACUGCAAUCCAAAAGAUUCUCCAGUUCUCCAACGUUCCAGUGACAAUCUGAUCUUCCACAUUCCAGGAGGUAUCAAAGGAACUGCAAGAGUGUGUGUGGUCACGCCAGAUGGUGGUUGUCAUGGUAACACAGCUAUCUUUUAUGGAUCCCAACCCAGCUGCACAAAUGUGCAACCUAGAAAAUCUUGGGCAAGUGGUAAUAGGUCAAUUCAAGUGGUGGGAUCUAAUCUGGAAUUUGUGGAGGCAAUAACUCUGAAUGACUACACUACUGACGUUAGCUUCAGUUCAGGGGUCCUCCGGUUUCAGACACCUCCUCUCACAGUGUUCACAGAUUCUGGUCCAUUCCCUGUGUUACUAAAAGCAGGGAACAAAUCACUAGCCUGCCAAGAGAAACUGCUCUACCACCCUGACCCAGAAUUCACAAGUUUCACAACCUCACCACGUGUCACUGAACUGUUGGUUACCAUUCAGAAAAAAGCAGACAGUUUAACCCUUAACAAUACAGAAAUCAAGGUCUGGGGUAGAAAGGAGGAGGAUGAGUGGCGUCCAUGUGUAAACGUGAAGCUUGAGUCCAGUACUGACAAGGCAGUUGUGCUCUGUACCAUCAGUAAUACACAAGACGUUAAAAUAGAUUCACUGAAGAUAGAAAUUGGACAUUUUUCCAAGAUUCUUCAGAUGGAGAAAAGUUUGCUUCAUGUAUACAUACUCAUACCCAUGCUUAUUUUACUUGUUGGUAUUGCUGUGGCGGUGAUAAUCUAUCGUAAGAACCAGAGAAAGAUGACCGAGAGAAUGAAUGAACGCCUGGAAAUGUUGGAGAGUGACAUCAGAAAUGAAAUCAGACAAGGUUUUGUGGAUUUGCAGACUGAAAAAGCAGAACUAGUUCAAAAUGUUGCAGCGAUCCCUUUCUUAGACUACAAACAUUUUGCUUGCAGAAUUUUCUUUCCAGAAGGCGUGUCUUUUAUGAGUUCAGUGAUUAAAGACAUCGGUCAGGAUUCAAUAAGGUUGGAAACACAAGAGAGGUACCAGGCACUAUCUGAACUGUUGCGAAAUCAGCUCUUCCUCACUUCCUUCAUCCAUGCCCUAGAGGGGCAGAAGAACUUCAGCAUUAAAGACAAGUGCAUGGUGGCCUCUCUGUUGACUCUGGCUUUACAUGGAGAUCUCCCCUAUCUGACUGAGGUAAUGGAGCAACUGCUGAGGGAUCUGAUAAAGCAGUCUAACAACUCUCAGCCUAAACUCAUGCUACGCCGCACUGAAUCCAUAGUAGAGAAACUCCUAACCAACUGGAUGUCCAUUUGCCUCUAUGGAUUCCUCAGGGAGUCAGUGGGGCAACCACUAUUCCUGCUGGUCUCUGCUUUGACACAGCAGAUCUCCAAAGGACCAGUGGAUUCAGUCACUGAGAAGGCUCUAUACACGCUCAAUGAGGACUGGCUCCUCUACCAGGCUCAGGACUUCAGUGCCCUGAAGCUGAAUGUAUUUUUUGCAGUGGGGACUGAGGGUGAGGUCAGUGAGCCACUGGAGGUCAGUGCUCUGACCUGUGACACUAUUGAGCAGGUCAAAGAGAAGAUCUUACAGACCUUCCAGCGCAAAUUUGGCUUCCGUUACACACAGCAGAUCAGAGAAAUUGAUAUUGAAUACUCACAGGAAGGAAGCUAUGUAGCUUUACAGGAAGUUGAUGCCAGCUCUGAUGUUGUGGGGGAUGUCACCAUGUUGAACACUCUCAAACAUUACAAGAUUCCUGAUGGAGCAUCAAUAAAAGUGAUCACUAAAAAACUCCAUGCUCCUCUCAGUCCACAGACCAGUCUAAAAGAUGAUCAGAACUUCUCUGUCAAAUACUUCCACCUGAUUGACCCUGACAUUGAGGUUGACCAGAGAAAAGGUUCAGAGAGAAAGAAACCCAAGGUCAAAGAGGUCCACUUGACAAAGCUACUCUCCACCAAGGUGGCGGUGCAUUCCUUUGUGGAGAACCUCUUUAAGAAUAUCUGGACAAUGCCAAACAACAGAGCUCCACCGGCAGUUAAGUAUUUUUUUGACUUCCUUGAUGAGCAGGCAAAGAAUCAAGAAAUCACAGAUCCAGAUGUUCUACACAUUUGGAAAACCAACAGCCUGCCUCUGCGUUUCUGGGUGAACAUCUUAAAGAAUCCUCAGUUUGUGUUCUGUGACCUGGAGAAGACUCCUCAUCUGGACGCCUGUCUGUCCGUCAUUGCUCAGGCCUUCAUGGAUUCUUUCUCUCUCGUCGAACAGCAACUGGGCAAGUAUUCUCCAACCAAUAAGCUGCUUUAUGCCAAAGAUAUCCCGCAGUACAAACAGGAAGUGAAGGCCUACUACAAGCUUGUGAAAGAGCAGCCUGCUAUGAGCAGUCAAGAAUUUAAAGAUUUCCUGCAGGAGGAGUCAAAGAAACAUGAAAAUGAUUUCAAUGAAUCAGUAGCAUUACGGGAAUUAUACAAAUACAUGCAGCGCUAUGAUGCAGAGAUCAGGCAGAAGCUGGAGCAGAAUGAUGCCCCCUCUAGACUCAAGGAGAAAAUGCAGCAAGUACAAGAGCUUUUUGAAGACAUCAAAAGAAGUGGCUGGGAAUGAGUCGCGCUCUCUCUCUCUCUCCCUCAAAUACACCAUGUAUCUUCACUUUUUCUUUUAUCCCCACAAGUACACAAGCACUCAUCAGGUCUGAGAUCAGUCAUAGUAAAAAAAAAAAAAAUCAA